Prorocentrum cordatum is the source of this 878-nucleotide messenger RNA. NCBI's taxonomy places the organism in Eukaryota, Dinophyceae, Prorocentrales, Prorocentraceae. The record is from the annotation of a GenBank genome assembly.
CUUCAACUUCCGCGAGGGCCCCUACAGUGCAAGCGGCGCGCGAGCGGGCGGCGCUCCGCGCGGCCACUAGCCCCAUCCUUGAGGCCUCCCUGGGCGCGGCGCCUGGCCGCCCCGGCUGGGCCCCCCCGUAGCUGCGCGACGCAGCCGCCGGGGUCGCCCCGCCGGCCGCGCCUGCGAGGCGCGGGCAGGCAUCGCAGAGGUGAUGCAAGAGAAGAAUAGGGCAGCCGCCACGCCGCCCCGGCCGGGCCCCCCCCCCGCAGCUGCGCGACGCAGCCGCUGGGGUCACCCCGCCAGCCGCGCCUGCGAGGCGCGGGCGGGCAUCGCAGAGGCGAUGCAAGAAAGCCAGAGGGCGGCCUCGGACUCAGAGCGGCGCGUCGCACGGGCCCUCUUCCGGCUGGCCGCCCUCGCCGCCCCCGCCAGCGCGGCGGCCCUUGCCGCCCCUGCUGCCCCUGCCGCCCCGGUCAGCCCGACGGCCCUUGCCGCCCUUGCCGCCCUGGCCGCCCUUGCAGCGCUUGACCUUUGACACCGCCUGCGUCGCUGAGCCUGUCGACAGGGCGAAGUAGACCAUGUUCGCUUGAGUGUCGUAGACGCAGCUGAACGGUGUUGUGACCGUUGGGAACAGGAACGUGGAAAGACCGGAAAGUCCAACAGCGCCCAUCCCGAUGCCGAAGCAGUCUGACGAGCUCGGAACAUCGGGCAUGCCCAUCUCAUAGCAGGUCGAACCGGUGGGCAAAAUAGUGUAGACUGGCGCUUCCGUUGUGGUGGAGAUCGUGGUGGUGGCAGUGGUCGUAGAGGAACCUCCUGUCGAUGUAGUUUCGGAAAACGUUGUAGUCGUGACAAGCAGCUCACCGAUGCAGAGAUACUGCUGGUUCGGGUCC